Molecule: messenger RNA, 2156 nt
Organism: Cucurbita maxima (winter squash)
Lineage: Eukaryota; Viridiplantae; Streptophyta; Magnoliopsida; Cucurbitales; Cucurbitaceae
Product: probable WRKY transcription factor 15
Exons: 3
Coding region: 242-1186 (314 amino acids)
Biological process (GO): regulation of DNA-templated transcription
Molecular function (GO): sequence-specific DNA binding; DNA-binding transcription factor activity
Source: RefSeq, a predicted model, not a curated record
UUAGCUGACUUAACUGUGCAAGGAAAAUAAAAAAGAAAAAAGAAAAAGGAAGAAAGAAGAUGAGAGGAGUUUAAUGGCCCAAUUUCAGAAAUCAUUUUGACCGGAGAGGAGACACUCUCUCUUUUUCUUCCUCUCUUUCUUUCUCUCUUACCAAUCCUACGUUCUUCCUCCUAUUUUAUUUACCUUUUUCCUUUUCCUUCUUCUUACACUCCAAACCUGUUUGGUUGAUGGGUAUGUAGAUAUGGCCGUGGACCUCAUCUCCCACCCCUACCCUCCUCCCUCCACCACCCACAAUAUGGAACCCAACGCCGUCCAAGAGGCUGCCUCAGGCCUUCAAAGCGUCGAGAAACUCAUCCGAUUGCUCUCCAAUGCCCAACAUCACUCCUUACCCACCUCUACUCAAUCCCCCAAUUCCACUUCCAAUUCUCCCACCGAUUUCCCCACCGACUGCCGCGCCGCCGCCGAUGCCGCCGUCUCCAAGUUCAAAAAGGUUAUUUCUCUCCUUGGCCGGAGCCGCCUCGGCCACGCUCGCUUCAGAAGAGCUCCUCUCCCUCUUCCUCAACCCCAAGUCCUCUACGCCACUCCCAUCCAGCAGAUCCCACCCCAUCGCGAUCUCCCCGCCGGCGACCUCGACAACAACGACUCUCUCACUACUACUCUCAAUUUCUCUUAUUCCUCCGCCCAUAACUCCUUCAUCUCCUCCUUGACCGGCGACUGUGAUACCAAGCAGCCUUCCUCCUCCUCGCCUUUUCAGAUUAUCAACCUCUCCCAAGUCUCCUCCGCCGGGAAACCCCCCCUCUCUACUUCUUCCCUUAAGAGAAAGUGUAGCUCCGACAACUUGGGAUCCGGCAAGUGCGGCGCUGCUUCUUCCUCCGGCCGAUGCCACUGUUCCAAGAAGAGAAAACUGAGAGUGAAGAGGGUGAUGAGGGUUCCGGCGAUAAGCUUGAAAAUGGCGGAUAUCCCACCGGACGACUAUUCAUGGAGGAAAUAUGGUCAAAAGCCCAUUAAAGGCUCUCCACAUCCCAGGGGUUAUUACAAGUGUAGCAGCGUGAGAGGUUGCCCAGCCCGGAAACACGUAGAACGUGCCGGAGACGAUCCGGCGAUGCUAGUGGUGACCUACGAAGGAGAACACAAUCACACUCUCUCUCUGCCCCAACCCUCCACUCUCAUCCUCGAGUCCUCUUAAACCAUCGUCAUCGUCGCCUUCAUCUCAAUCUCUAAUGAGAUCUGAGGGUCAGUUUUUCUCCACGUCAUUUAUCAUAUAUAUAAAUAUAUAUUAAUGGGCUCAAUUAUCUCUCUUUUCUUGGACAAUGUGAAUUAGUCUAUUAUUAUUAUUAUUAUUAUUAUUAAAAAAUUUAAAAAAAAAAAGAAAAAAGAAAAAAAGAAAAAAAAGAAGAAAGGAAGGUAAAGAUUGUGGAUUUGGUAUUAGUUGGAGUGGGAUGCCUUUUUUUCCUUUUCCUUUUUCUGGAUUUGGAUUUUUUUUUGUUAUUCUCUUUGCCCAUUCCAUUUCUUAAGCAUUUUUAAUUUCUUAAUUUUGAUGCCAACUUCCUGCUCUAUCCGCUUACAAAAAUACCCAUAAUGUUCAUCAACUUGGAUGGAUAUAAAUACUAAAACAAAUUGAAUUUAAUGUCUUCAUUUAUACACAUCAGUUGUCCCGUCAAAUUACAUUUUAUUUUUACAACAAACAAGGAAGAAAAAGGAAUUUGAAUUGGAAGAGGGCGGAGGAAGGGAGGCAAAAGUCAAAAUGGUUGGGUGAGGGAAUUGAUAAAAGUAUUGGUAGUGCCCAAUGUGGGGCCCCCAUUAGAUGCCUUUGUUUCUUUCAGCCUUGCCUUUGUCUCAACGUCAACUUUUCUCUGAAUUUUGGUCUCCUCCACAGACGCCCCAUUAAAUCAAAUUUCUAUACCUUCAUUUCAAAUCAACACUUAUUCAUAAUUGUAUCCGAUACAUUAUUUGUUUGCGUACUUGCAACGUUUGCUAAUAUGUAAAAACCAAAUGAUUUCAUGAAAACUUAGGAAGAUUUGAAUGUAAAUGAUAAUGGGGGGGUGGACUCUUUUAUCUUUUCUUUUUCUUUGAGGAUUCUAAGCUAUUCAAUUAUUUUAAGUAAAUUAAGUCAAAUGAUUCUCAUUUUGGUCCAGCCCCUUUUCCUGUUUCAUGAU